CAAAAACUUUAGUUACUAACAAUGGUGAUAAUGAUCAGGGUCAAGAAUCUAAUAAUAAUAAUUUAGAGUAUACAAACAAUGAUUUAGAAUCUACAAAUGAUCGAUUGUUUAAAAAUAAUA
Cetraspora pellucida is the source of this 120-nucleotide messenger RNA. Lineage: Eukaryota; Fungi; Glomeromycota; Glomeromycetes; Diversisporales; Gigasporaceae. The record is from the annotation of a GenBank genome assembly.